AUGCGCCGCACCUAUGCAUACAGGUUGACCUCCUGGGAGAAGAGAUCUCGAAAUCAGCAUGGUUUCCGGGACCUGAAGCACUACGAUCUCACGGCCUUCCACCUAGAACAUCUGUCCAAGUCAGGCGAAUUCACGGUUGACAUUCGAGAGUGGAACUCAAACGUAUUUGACGAGUUCCCUGGCGACGAUUCGACAAAAGUCACCUUCCUCUUCCUUGACACGACCGACGGCGACCCAGAAAAGGCACCGGAGCCCUGGGUGCAAGCAUUGCAACUCAAAGACAGAAGAAAUAUCAAUCUCUACCCAAACCAACGAGAAAUGGAGGCGGAGCAGGGGAAGGUGGAGCUGAUCCGAGUCUUGGACACCAUCGCAAAAACCGCUACAGAGUGGAAAUUCCAGUUCAGACCCAAGACUUGCUUCGGAACAGGCAUCUGUCCGCUGUUUGAGGAGCAAACCACAGUAUACAAACGCUCCUGGAGCGCAACUUCAUCCCAUGUGCGCAUCCGAGACGAAAGACAGUCUUCUGUACCAUGCUUUCCACUUGUUGACAAGCCGAAAAGCUUUAUCACGACGAAACGGAAACGAGGGCAGGUGUCCACCGAGGAGUACACCGUCAAUGUACCUUGGUUUCACCAGGAAUACAUAUCUUUGGCGGCUGAAGGGGAGUUCCGCGUAUUCCUUACCCCAGGGAGCAGCUCGAAAGGAGUGGUCUUCCACUGGGUUCAUACUGCUGUUAACCGCAACAACCCAAAAGUGAAAGAUAUCGUUCUUGUUACCAAGCCAUCCGGAGACGACAGCGAAGAGUUCACGGGAAAUAGUACAACUGAGGAGCAGCUCAAAAGAUUUGCACUCUACUACUACGAGAGGUUGCGGAAAUUGCUACCGGGCAUGUCCUUCGACGAUGGCGUUCGCCUGGACAUUGGAGCCAGUGGGGAUGGGAGGCUUUGGGUCAUUGAAGUUACUCCAUGGUACUCGGCCCAUUACUUUUCAGAAACCAGUUUGCCUUGCCCAAAUACACAAGUCUGCAAGGCAUUCGCUACAUCUUUGGCACGUUCUUUGACACGUUCCAAAGUCACAAGUUUGUAA
Molecule: messenger RNA, 1086 nt
Organism: Pyricularia grisea
Lineage: Eukaryota; Fungi; Ascomycota; Sordariomycetes; Magnaporthales; Pyriculariaceae
Exons: 2
Coding region: 1-1086 (361 amino acids)
Source: RefSeq, a predicted model, not a curated record